GAAGAAUUUUGUGCUUGUCGCUGCAGCUCUUGAACUGGGAACCUCAAAAUGGAUAUGGAGCAAACAAUUACUGUGUUGCAGUCACAAAAUGAACAACUUGGACAAGAGAAUGAACAGUUGAGGUUUCUGUUUACUGUGGUUAGGGAAAACUCGGAACUGAAAUCCAGGUUGCAGCUCCUCAACAAUAAUACUCUGGAGGCGCCUACAGUUUGCUUCCCGUCAGGAAGAAAACAUUCCACAACCACCCUCGAUGAGAAGCACUUCUCAAAUCACUUGGAACAGACCAGACUCCAAAAUGAAUGUCGAACCUCGUCCCCGACCCACUCCAGGUCUUUCAAACAAAACUCUGCUCACACAGACCUACAUGAGUCUACAUCUCAAAGCUGCCAGGCUGAUGUGGAGCUUGAGGACAAAGACACAAUCCUGGGAGAGAUUGCUUACCAACUGGACAGGAGGAUUCUGUCCUAUAUCUUCCAGGGAAGCAAGAGGCAUUAUGGUUUCACAUUGCAGAAUAUACCAAACAAGAUCGUAGAGGUUAGCACAAAUCCACUGACAGGGAAGGUAGAUAAAGGCUAUCAGCUUUACCUCACUCAGAGGUAUGCUGACCUCAUGGAGCAGUUGAAUCAGCUCGGGUACAAAAAGACACUUCACCCUCAAUUCUCUGAAUUUAUCGUUAACUCUUAUGGGCUCCUGAAUGGGAAGUCUGGAGAACACAGUGCUCAUCCAGUGAACUACAACAACCCAGAGACUCUGAAGAAGCUCGUAAUGACCACUGCUCCAGUAAGACUUCAGGAGAACCUGCUGCUGCUGCUCAAAUGCCUCUGCAACUUGGCUGAGAAGGACAGAAAGCCUCUUUUUCUCCUUUAGACAUGAGUGUGUUCAAGUUUACAAGCUUGUACCAUUAUCAUUAACACUUCCCUGUCAACUGGCUGUUUCUCUAACUCUGAAGCAGGCAAGAGUUAACCCUCAACCUGAAGAAACCCAUCCUCAACUCGCCUGAAGUAAUCAACUACAGACCUGUUUCUCUUCUUUCCAAAGCUCUUUAGCGAGCUCUCUAAAAUCAACUCUCUUCCUAUAUCCACCAUAACAACCUUCUUGAUCUUCACCAAUCUGGAUCCAUGGCAGGCCACUCAACUGAGACUGCCCUCCUUGCUGUCUCUGAGCAACUUCACACCAUUCAUUGAUUAUCAAUGGCUGCCUGCAUACAUUUCAAAACACUAGUCUACACAUCUUAUGCCGCAGACUAAAAUC
Messenger RNA from Paralichthys olivaceus (Japanese flounder), 1251 nucleotides. RefSeq names its product speriolin-like protein. Lineage: Eukaryota; Metazoa; Chordata; Actinopteri; Pleuronectiformes; Paralichthyidae. Gene Ontology annotation, cellular component: centrosome. The record is from RefSeq and is a predicted model, not a curated record.